UAAGACGGGCAGGCAGGGGGGGCCACACGAGGCUGAACUCCUCAAACGCCGGCGGGGAUUGAAACAGCUGAAGCUUGAAAGCAUUAUUAGUUUCAGGCUUCUAGUACAGCUCCCCACUCUCUGCUGGGAGGUUUCACCGUCACUCUGCACACGGCUGGAGAAAAACAUGUCUAACGUCAACUGGAAGCCCUUUGUUUUCGGCGGGCUGGCGUCUAUGACGGCGGAAUGCGGGACAUUCCCAAUCGACCUGGCCAAGACACGUCUUCAAGUACAAGGCCAGGUGGGGGACAGUAAAUACCGAGAGAUCCGCUACAGAGGCAUGCUCCAUGCUAUAGGGAGGAUAUGCAGAGAGGAGGGGCUCCGGGCUCUGUAUUCAGGAAUAGCUCCAGCCAUUCUACGCCAGGCCUCCUAUGGGACUAUAAAAAUUGGCACAUACCAGAGCUUGAAGCGGCUGGUUGUUGACAGACCAGAGGAUGAGACGUUGCUGACUAAUGUGAUGUGUGGUGUUCUCUCUGGUGUCAUCUCCUCCUCCAUUGCCAACCCCACUGAUGUGCUGAAGAUCCGCAUGCAGGCUCAGGGAAAUGUGAUCCAGGGCAGCAUGAUGGGCAACUUCAUCAACAUCUACCAGGAGGAGGGAACCCGAGGCCUGUGGAAGGGCGUCUCCCUAACAGCUCAGCGAGCGGCCAUCGUGGUCGGGGUUGAGCUGCCGGUCUACGACAUCACCAAGAAGCAUCUGAUCCUGUCUGGUUGCAUGGGGGACACCGUGUACACACACUUUCUGUCUAGUUUUGUGUGUGGUCUUGCGGGAGCUUUGGCCUCAAACCCAGUGGACGUAGUCCGGACACGCAUGAUGAACCAGAGAGGAGGAUCUCUGUACCAGGGGACACUGGACUGUAUACUGCAGACGUGGCGCUCCGAGGGCUUCAUGGCCCUCUACAAGGGCUUCUUCCCCAACUGGCUCCGUCUGGGACCGUGGAACAUCAUCUUCUUCCUCACUUACGAGCAGCUGAAGAAGAUCGAUGUGUGACUGACAGAAUGAGACGGUGAAGUGGAGACGAGUGUGAAAGUGCGCGCUCCGAGACAAGCUGAGAGGACCAAACAUCGGGAAUGGCUGGGUGGGGAUCCUUAAUGGAACCACUGCACUGGGGGCAAAGUAUUGAUGAAGACCCACAUAUUAGGGGCAGUGUGAGAAUCUGCCUGCUUCCUGUUUGGGCUACAUGCUGCCUUAAGCCUGUUGCAAGUGUGGAAGAUGAAAAUAUCUGAUGUUUUAGCUCAUGAAAAUGCUCCGUUGACCAGCUUAAAGGCUCUUUCAAAUUUGUUACUGGCCCUUUAAAUUAAAAAGGCAAAAAUGUUAGAGAAAUGUAAGCUGUUACAUAUUCUUAAGACUGUUCUUUGUAAGGCUUAUUUAUCAUUUCUACAUCUUAGUGUUGUCCAGAUUGAGUGCCUUAGCUUGUGAUGCAGGCGGUCUGUGCCUGAGUUGCAUCAAGACUGAGAAUGUCUGAUAGCAGCUGACAAUCACAGUGAUCAUUCCCUUUUGAUAAGACAAAUGUUUGUUUCUUUCCAGUCAGCAAACUCAGACUGUGAUCUAUAUUUUGUGCUAUUCUAUCAUUUUUAAUUGGGCGUUGGGUUUUGUUUGUUCUAAGAGUCUCUGGAGGAUUUACAGAGCCAAGAGCCAAGAAUACAUGCUGGUGUACUGUAAUAAAUAUGAGGCUCAAGUACAGUGUGGGUGCUCAGACACCGACACGCAUCAGAUGCCCUUAUCAGGCCAGACUGGGGGGGGGGGGUCCCUCGUGCCAGCGAGUGCAGACAGUAAAUAUAACCUGGGGCAGCUGGGGGACGACUCUUCACUCCGUGGUUCGUGCACUAUACAGACUUUAUGUUGGCCUACAUUUUAUAUGACAUACUGCUUUAUGUUUGGACCAAUGGGAUGUAAUGGUACUCAAAUGUGCAUUAUUUAUUCAUUAACACACGUUAAAAUCACUGCACAUGAUCCACUCCAGGUAUAUUUCCAAAAACAGUAUUUGCACGCUGUAUAUUUAAACGUGCGCUAAAGUAAAGAGUGAUGAACUGCUGGCUGUCGUGUGUCUGUGUGUGUGAGAUGCAAUUGCUGCCAAAGUGUAUGCCAGUGCAAUUUUGUCAUACUUAUAAAAGUGGUGUAAACACGCUGCUGAAGCCGUGAGUAUUCAGAAUAAAAUAUGGAAAACACAAAG
This is a messenger RNA of Labrus bergylta (ballan wrasse), 2210 nucleotides long. Its product is annotated as kidney mitochondrial carrier protein 1. NCBI's taxonomy places the organism in Eukaryota, Metazoa, Chordata, Actinopteri, Labriformes, Labridae. The record is from RefSeq and is a predicted model, not a curated record. Gene Ontology annotation, biological process: transmembrane transport. Gene Ontology annotation, molecular function: transmembrane transporter activity.